AUGAUUUCAGACGUAAAAUUCCAAAGAAACAGCGAGACCCCAAAUCGCGCAGAAAAAUCAAGGUCAAUGAUAAACUUAGACUAUAAACCUGCAAUUUUAAGCCAAUUUAAAGAAAAAAUCCAAAACACUUCUAGAGGGAAUUUUUCAGAAAUCCCAGUUAUCGAAUUUUCACAAAAAGAAAAUUUGAAAGAUUUUCAAAAUAAAUCUAGCAUCAGUUUUCAUGACCAUAAUAAAUCAGACCUCUGUAUAGAUGAGCUGAAGAAGCAAAAAAUAGAAAAAUCGUAUCGGAAUACCAGUUUAAGCCAGAUGAAUUCACAUCAUCCUAGGAUUAUUCCCAUGCAGGAUAGAGACUUGAAUUUUAAAAUAUUGAAAUAUGAAGAAGAUAAAAGAGAACUAAACAAAGCUCAAGAAAAACUAAAAAAAGACCAAUCAGUUGUAGAAAAACAGCUUAAUAUCAUUGAUAGAAAAUUGACAGAAAUGCAAAAUCUCAAGGAGAAACUUGAUAUGUCUAUAGCUAAAAAAAACGAAAAUAUAAGGGCAAAAGAAGAUGAAAUAUUUAGAAAAGAAAAAGAGCUCGCAAAGGAAAGACUUCUUUUUGAAGAAGAAAAACAACAAUGGGAAACUCAUAUAGCUGCAAAGCUGAAAGAUAUCAUAAAUCGAGAAAAAGCUUUAGAAAGUGACCAAAAUGACCUUGAUAAAGAGCUUGAAAGAUCUAAACAAAUAGGAGAAAAAUUACAGAAAAUUCAAUUGGACAUAAAAGAAAAAACAAGCCUACUUGAUCAAAGAGAAAAAAAAUUUUUGGAAAAUGAGGAUUGUUACUGGAAAAAUAAUGAAAAAUUCCAAAUGAUGAUUGAAGAUAUAAAUGGAUGUGAAGACAGAAUAGUUGAAUAUGAAGGGAAAUUAUUAAUAAAAGAAAAUGCUUUAAUAGAGCUAGAAGAAGAAAUUGAAGAAAAAAGGCUUGAUAUCGAAAAAACGUCUGAAAUGUUUGAAGAUAUUGAUAGACAUCUUAAAGAGGUUAGUCUUGGAAUUGAGUAUGAAAAAAACCAAUUAAAAAUCCAGUGGGAAGAAUUAAAAACAGAAAAAUCUUUAUUGAAAGAUAAAGCUAUCAGAAUUAAGCUGAUUAGAUUAGAUUAAAAUUUGAAUUGAUUUUUGGAGCUUAUUUCACCACACUUCUCCUUCGCUCCUCACCCUAGGUAUCGGGCUGCACUUACGCCCUUUUCUAUCGAUAUCACCAAAAAAAUGGUGACUUAGCCAUCUCUUGGGGAAACGAGCCCAGUUGCUUCCUUAGAAAACUCCUAGCGGUCGGGCACAAUCUAUUCGGAGAUGAAGAUAGGACACAACCCCGAAUCCUCCUUCUUGUCCCCAUUACCCUUGGCGUCUAGAAGUGUAGAGUUGCCACAUGGACUUGGUUUCCUUGCCUGUGAUGCGUGCUAAAACACCCUGUCGUGAUAUCUCGGCUAAGGAGAAAAAAACCCCAGGACACAAGUUCCAGUCCCCGGCAUCUUAAACCAAAAACCCAACGGUAUUGGAGAAGGACUGGCCGGAUAAGCUGCCAUUUUAAUCGUGUGAAUUAAGCUGAAGAAUGAAAAAUUGAAAUAUAAAGCUCAAAAUAUUUCAUACCAAGAAGAAAUGCUUGCAGGGAGAAAAAAAACACUCGAAAAAGUCAUAAUGAUAAGAGAAGCUUCAUUCAAUGAAAACAGCGAAAUAAAACCCAAAAAAGCAGUAUUAAAUGAUUCCAAACAAGAAAACUACGAUAAAAACCAAACCAUUAUGAACGGGAGCUACGCAACCCCUCAAGAUGUAUUAACCCCUAGAAGCCAAUCAAGCAAUGAAAGUUUUAACUACGAAUUUUAA
Molecule: messenger RNA, 1854 nt
Organism: Blepharisma stoltei
Lineage: Eukaryota; Ciliophora; Heterotrichea; Heterotrichida; Blepharismidae
Source: the annotation of a GenBank genome assembly